UGAAGAAUUUAUCAUAAUAAUUUAUAUUGAAUUUAAUUUCGACUAUGAAGAUAAGGAAGGUAUUUAUGUAGGCGAAAAUUAUAAAGAAAAAUUUGCUGAAGGAGAAAUGGUUAUGGAAAAGCUUCCAUAUGGUAAUUUUGAAGUUGUAAUAAAUCUACCAGCAGAAUAA
This is a messenger RNA of Entrophospora candida, 169 nucleotides long. The record is from the annotation of a GenBank genome assembly. NCBI's taxonomy places the organism in Eukaryota, Fungi, Glomeromycota, Glomeromycetes, Entrophosporales, Entrophosporaceae.